This is a messenger RNA of Plodia interpunctella (Indianmeal moth), 2224 nucleotides long. It is a transcript of the gene Mtpbeta, whose product is annotated as Mitochondrial trifunctional protein beta subunit. Gene Ontology annotation, molecular function: acyltransferase activity, transferring groups other than amino-acyl groups. The record is from RefSeq and is a predicted model, not a curated record. The coding region runs from base 177 to 1592 and encodes 471 amino acids. The transcript is spliced from 11 exons. Gene Ontology annotation, biological process: fatty acid beta-oxidation. NCBI's taxonomy places the organism in Eukaryota, Metazoa, Arthropoda, Insecta, Lepidoptera, Pyralidae. Gene Ontology annotation, cellular component: mitochondrion.
UUCUUCUAAAGAGGUCAUAGUCCAACUCCCUUAAAUUAUUUUACUCUUUGGUCCUAGUACUUUCAAUUAGUUUUCAUCAACUUUUAACUCAUAGAUUCUAUUUUGAUAAAUAGGAUUUAUUGUUUUAGUUAACUUAUAAGUGACCAGUUAUAUACUAAUUACUCGAAAAAGCAAUAAUGGCUUCCCAAGUAGCUAAAACUUUUCUAAAAGUGCACUCCACAACCGCUAAGUUUGAUACUGCUAGGCGUGCCCUGAGUGUGGGGGCAGCUCUUCAGCAGAAGAAAACCCUCCCGGACCGCACAGGCAAGAACAUAGUCCUGGUCGAUGGAGUCCGCACCCCAUUCCUUGUGUCCUUCACGGACUAUCAGAGGAUGAUGCCGCAUGAGUUGGCUAGACAUGCUCUACUGGGUCUGCUGCAAAGGACAGGCAUCGACAAAGAGAUCAUAGACUACAUUGUCUAUGGCACAGUGAUCCAAGAGGUGAAGACUUCCAACAUCGGCCGCGAGGCUGCGCUGGCGGCAGGGUUCAGUGACCGCACGCCUGCGCAUACGGUCACCAUGGCCUGCAUCUCCUCCAACCAGGCUAUAACUACUGGUAUUGGCAUGAUCGCGGCCGGGGUUUACGACAUCAUAGUCGCGGGUGGCGUGGAAUUCAUGUCGGACGUGCCCAUCAGGCACUCGCGCAAGAUGCGGUCGCUGCUGUUGAAGCUCAACCGCGCCAAGACUCCUGCGCAGCGGCUCUCGCUCAUCGCUAGCAUUCGUCCGGACUUCUUUGCGCCUGAGCUCCCAGCCGUAGCAGAGUUCUCAAGCGGAGAGACCAUGGGCCACAGCGCCGACCGGCUGGCCGCCGCCUUCGGGGCCUCCAGGCAGGAACAGGACGACUACGCGCUGCGCUCCCACAAGCUGGCGGCCCAGGCUCAGCAGCAGGGUUACUUCACCGACCUCAUCCCCGUCAAGGUGGAUGGCAAAGAUGGUCUAGUGGACAAGGACAACGGCAUCCGCGUGUCCACCCCGGAGCAGCUCGCCAAGCUGAAGCCGGCCUUCGUCAAGCCCCACGGCACCAUCACCGCGGCCAACGCUUCCUUCUUGACGGACGGGGCAUCGGCCUGCCUGGUGAUGUCGGAGGCCAAGGCCAAGGAGCUGGGACUCAAGCCCAAGGCUUACCUCCGAGAUUUUACUUACGUUGCACAGGACCCGAUUGACCAGUUGCUGCUGGGACCAGCGUAUGGUAUCCCCAAGAUCCUGGACAAAGCGGGGCUCAAAGUCAGCGACGUCGACACCUGGGAGAUCCACGAGGCCUUCGCGGGUCAAAUCUUGAGCAACUUGAAGGCGAUGGACUCUGAUUGGUUUGCACAAACUUAUCUUGGCCGCAAGUCUAAGGUUGGUACUCCUGACCUCAAGAAAUGGAACGCGUGGGGCGGAUCUCUCUCCAUUGGACAUCCUUUCGCUGCCACCGGGGUCCGACUAGCCAUGCAUACGGCCCACCGCCUCGUGCGCGAGGACGGCCAGAUCGGGCUCAUCUCCGCGUGCGCCGCGGGCGGCCAGGGCGUGGCCAUGCUGCUGGAGAGGCACCCCGACGCUAAGGCCGACUAAUAUCUGUAUGUCUUGUACACCGUGGAUCGUAUACACGUACACUAGGAGAUUUUUGGGGGAAAAUGUAUCCUUAAGUAAGCCCAGCUGAGUAAUUGAUAAGAACGAAAAUACUCAUUUUCGUUCUUUAGUCAAGACCCUUUUGUUAUUUUUAACUGUCAUAGUAAACGUCCCAUCUGUUCAAUUUUAUUUAAUUAAAUUUAUUUUUAAUCUUUAUAUAAACUAUCACUAGAGAACUAAGAGUAAUUUUGUUAAGAGUAACAAAAACUAUACAAUUUAUUGUCAAAUAAAAGUUAUAGUAUGUGUAAAAAGCUAGCAUAAUACUAUUGAUUUGGGAUAAAUUUUAAAUGGGUACUUUUACUAUACAAACAACAAAUAAAGUGUAAUUAAUUAUAUAGGUCCAAUUUUGUUAGAUCAUAAGUUUAAUUAUUUUGUUAAAUUAUUUAUUUUCACGGCACUCUUUUCUCAGCACAAGAAAAUGUACAGUUUCACUGAAUUUUUAAAAUCAUAUUUUUAUCCGUGAAGUGUAAUCAUGUUAGCGUCAUUUAUUUAUAUCCUAUUUGUAGUGUGUCUAAAAUGUAUGUUUGUAAAGAUUUUGUAAAAUGAUUGUUAUUAAUAAAAUCUACUAUAUUUUA